AUGACAAAGAUAAUUCCUACAUUGCUGGUAUUGGUAGUGGUAGUGUAUGCUAUUUAUGCUGCCGAAGAGAUGAUUGCUUGCAACAAGAUGGCAUGCCCGGAAGUUUGUCCUUUUAAUUGCUGGCGCAAUGGUGGAAGAUUUUUCCAUGGAGAUGUGUCAUCGCCUACAUCCAAGCAUUGUUGUGAUGUCUGUCUAUACCAAGGUUUCGACGGAGCUUAUUGCAACUCCUCAGUCACUUUAGAGAACUUUGAUCCCAAUGCCAGAGGUUACUUAGCUGGUUGUUGGGAACAACAAUACGUCUGCAUCAUUAGACAAAACAAAUGUUCACCAUACCUCAAU
This is a messenger RNA of Acytostelium subglobosum LB1, 339 nucleotides long. RefSeq lists its product as hypothetical. NCBI's taxonomy places the organism in Eukaryota, Evosea, Eumycetozoa, Acytosteliales, Acytosteliaceae. The annotation marks the transcript as partial. The record is from RefSeq and is a predicted model, not a curated record. The transcript has a single exon.